AUGAGACCUAUAGUUGAAUUAGACGAAAUGGAUAUUAUUUGCAAGAUAUUCGAGAGAUAUACUGCAAGAGUGUUGGGCAAAGGAAUUGCCAUAAGAAUUUUUGGAAUAAUUAAGUGCAAGCAACUUAUUCUAAAAGCUUAUAACUCACCUGUCUAUAGAUGCCGCUUAAAAAAUGAAUUUAAUAACAAUUCAGAAAGUUACGGUACACAAGAGCUACACAGUAAGUAUCGUGCAGAGCAAUCUCAGUUUGCGAAUUUUUACAUCGCUAUCAUUCUGCGAUGCUUAUCAGUGAUAGGUGAUUCUCGUGAAUUAAAACUACCGAACAUUUCAGCAGUAUUCCAAAUGUUCUAG
Messenger RNA from Loa loa (African eye worm), 351 nucleotides. RefSeq lists its product as hypothetical. The record is from RefSeq and is a predicted model, not a curated record. The coding region runs from base 1 to 351 and encodes 116 amino acids. The transcript is spliced from 3 exons. Lineage: Eukaryota; Metazoa; Nematoda; Chromadorea; Rhabditida; Onchocercidae.